Molecule: messenger RNA, 2679 nt
Organism: Panonychus citri (citrus red mite)
Lineage: Eukaryota; Metazoa; Arthropoda; Arachnida; Trombidiformes; Tetranychidae
Product: GATA zinc finger domain-containing protein 7-like
Exons: 2
Coding region: 106-2583 (825 amino acids)
Source: RefSeq, a predicted model, not a curated record
UUGUUUCUCAUUCAUUUCUCUCUUGUUAAAGUAACAAUUUAACUCUUUCAGUUUUGUUUCUCUCUCUCUCUCUUCUUAAUUGUAGUUUAAUUUUAAAUUGUUGCUAUGGAUGAUCGAUAUUCAUAUCCACCUAAUUAUCCUCCUCGAAAUGAUUUAAUUACAGAUUUUGGUUCUAUCACCGCCAUGGAUAAUUUGGAUUCCAUGUCACCUUAUGUUUACCCUCCUCCACAUCAAUAUAAUCAAUAUCAAUAUGUUCCGCCGGUGGGCAAUCCACCGACCAAUUCAUCUCUCUAUUCAUCACAUUCUUCCUUCACCCCCAAUGGUAAUGGUCUUGGUAAUUGUGGUAAUGGUUUAGGAAUCGGCGGCGAUGGUGGUGGUGAUCUGAAUAACGACUCAUUUUAUUCAUCAAAUGUUCCUGGUGGUGGUGGUGGAAGUGGAGGUGGUGGUGAUUCAUUUGGAGAUGAGCCACCGCUUUUGGAGGAAUUGGGACUCAAUUUUGACCAAUUUAUGGCGAAAACAAUGUUGGUUGGUAAUCCAUUCAAUUCCACUAACAACAAUAGUAGUAAUGAUAAUGAUUUGGGUGAUUUACUGAUUGACAAGGAGGAUUCACUAACAAGGUCACCCAAUUCACCCACCAGCAACCUUUCACCUUCAAAUGAAACAAAUCAUCAAUCUCAUCAUCAUUUACCAUCAUCUGAAAAUAAUUAUGUUGACGACCGGUCAAUACAAGUAAUUUAUUCAGAAAACAAUUCAACUUCAAAUCAUAUUUGUGACAAUUUAAUUGUAUCAAGUAACAAUCAACAACAUGGUAAUAAUAAUGGUAAUGGUAUUGUAAGAGGAGCAAAUUCAAAUAAUGGAGGAAAUGAUGACCAUGGUCAAGAUAAUCGUUCAGAUUCAAAUGAAGAUAAUCAGUUGAUUAGUUCUUGGGAAAAACCCAUGCCUGAUGAAUUAAAUUAUUCAUUUGAUUCAAGGAUUCGAUCAACAAAUAAUUUAACCAAUCGAUUCAACGGUAAUUCAAAUUUAAAUCAUUCCAACAAUAACAAUUUAAAUGUCCAUCCGAAUCCACCACAUUUAUUACCUAAAUUGCACACAAUUGGAAGUGGACAAUUUAUGAACAGCGGACAUUCAACUCGUUCAACGCCAAUUUUGAACUACAAUCAACACCAUCGACAAAUAUUGCCCACCUUGCAGCCGACAACAAACAAUGGUACAAAUGCUGCGGCUGCUUUCACCGCUUAUCCAUCCUAUCAACGUCCGAUUGCAAUUCAGCCCAAUCUUGGGUAUACUCAUAAAGUUUCACCUCGACUUAUCUCACCCUACAUGACGACCAAUGUCGGUGGCAGGGAGAUUAUCUUCUGGCGAGCGCCUCUUGGUAAAAUGUAUCAACAGCAAACAACCACUUCUUCAACUCCUCCAGGUUCCCAUCAUCAUCCACACUUGGGCUCACCUUCACUCAGCUCACUUCAAGAAUCAACGAGUCCCAUUCAUGGUCGGAUGCCCAUCAUGAUAUCAGCCAGUCGGGUAUCUUUUACCAAUUCACCUCUUGGCAGUGAUGAUUCCUCUUCGCCUUCAUCAUCUUGUUCAACCUCUUCUUCCUCUUCUUCCUCUUCAACACCUUCAGCUGCUGGAAUAACAAUGGAUAAAAAGCUUUAUAUGAAUAACCCGCUAUUGGUCAACAUGUUGACUUGUCCACAAAUACCUGGACUUCGAAAUUUGGCUCCCGCUCCUGAUUCAUCUUCCUCUCAUUUAGAUGAGAAAUCGAAAUCGGAAAUUCUUUCUGGCCUUAUUGAUGUUGCAAGUGAAAAACGUAAACGAUCACAUCGAUCAAUCGCAACAACAAAUCGAGAACCAAUUAAAAGGGAAAUGCGUCCAAAAAUUUUCGAUAUUGAACAAUUUAAAAUUGGAAUGUUCCAUGUUCAAUCUUCCAAUGAAGGAUUAACUCGACGAAAUUCAUCAACACAGUUAAAAGUUAUCUUCUCAAAGAGGAGGUUCAUCUACGAAUUUGCAUUCCCAGGUUCUUACACCUGCGAUAAAAAAGAUCAAAACGGAAUCCUCAGUGUCCAAUCUCUGUCCACAAAUAGUGCGAACUGUGGACUGAGUGGUGGUGGUGGUGGUGUUAAUUUUGUUCCGGAUAGUGCCAACAAUAACACCUCUCGAACUCAAUCCAACACUAAUGCAUCAACUGUCGUUUAUUAUGUGAUCGCUGUUCCAUUUGAACAUGUUACUGGUUUGAAUAUCGACGAGUCAACAAUGUAUCUAACUGUUAAUCGAGUUCCAGCUCUGUUCGGUGGUACUUCAGUUCGAAGUAAAGUUCUUUUUGAAAAAGCUCCACGAUUUGAUCCUUCUCAAGGAGAAAUUGAAAGUAAUGGUCUCCAUUGCAUCCAUUUACGAUCUAGUCAAGUUGGACGUUUACGAAGCUCACUAAUUGAGUUCGAUAAAAAAUUUGCUGACCUUUUAUCAAAUAAAAUCGAUAUUGAUCCUUUCUCGUAUCGAUGUAAACUCACAGAGACAAGUGAAGAUUCAAAAGAGGAUGAAAAGGAUUCAGAUUUUCCAUCAAGAUCAAAGAAAUUAAGAAUCUCUUAACAAAAUGUUCCAGAAAUUGAUUCGACUAAAAUUUUGAUUGUCUCUCUUUCCUCUUGAAUCCAAUAAAUAAGUUAUUUUUCAAAUUGUUUACGAUUA